Mya arenaria is the source of this 408-nucleotide messenger RNA. Its product is annotated as serine protease 41-like. Bases 1 to 408 code for a protein of 135 amino acids. Lineage: Eukaryota; Metazoa; Mollusca; Bivalvia; Myida; Myidae. The transcript is spliced from 4 exons. Gene Ontology annotation, molecular function: serine-type endopeptidase activity. The record is from RefSeq and is a predicted model, not a curated record. Gene Ontology annotation, biological process: proteolysis.
AUGAUACUGAGGUGUUGGCUGUAUGAUACUGGGGAUGUUGGCUGUAUGAUACUGAGUGUCGGCUGUACUGGCGAUCGCAAUGUGCUGAACCAAGCGAGCGUUCCCAUACUGCACAACUACUGGUGCUCACGUCAGGACUGGUAUGGGAACAAGUUCUUCUGGAAGGUGACAUUCUGUGCCGGAUUCAAGAGCGGGACAAGAGAUGCUUGCACGGGCGAUAGUGGUGGACCUCUUGCCUGUAAAGCUAAGAACGGGAGAUGGUAUGUUCAAGGAGUGACAAGUUGGGGUUUUGACUGUGGACAGGAAAACUGGCCCGGAAUCUACACAGACGUGUCUGUCUACGCUGCCUGGAUCCGCCACACUGCUUUAUCUCUCGGGAUACCAAUAUUAAACGAUGAUUCAUUAUAA